AUGAACACGCCAAACAGUACUAGUACUACUAGUACCAGUCCUGAAGGAAACGACCUCAAUGCCCCAUCCACCUCGCCCUCCCCAAUGAGCAGAACCAACUCCGCCCCUCAGCUGGACCUGUACGGACAUGCAACCAGUACCGGGACAUCUGGCACAUAUGCCCCCCUGGGCCCCCACGCUGCAUUUUCCCCAUCCCCAUCGUCCAUUCCAUGGUCAGGAUCAAGCCAUUAUGGACUAAACAUGAGUAUCCCAAGUGCUGCUCCGACUCUUGCAAAUUAUCAUCAAAACAGUAGAGGACCUCCCUACAGCCAGAAUCCUCCUGGUAUGCCGACCCCCGCUAUAAUGCAACAGUAUUCCAUGAGCCAAAGUUUUGCGAGUCCUGGCACUCACUUCCAGGAUGCAAGUCCGGUUAAUAACCUUGCGCCAUACGGACCCCCACCCACUCAGGAAGCUUGCGAAAAGUUGAUAAAUGAUUUCGUCCAAAAGCAGGUAGACGAAAAAAUGAUAACUAUGGCGCAACAAUUAGAACAGUUAUCGCAACAAGUGAACGAAAAUACCACCAGCGCCACCACAAACAGUCAUACUGAGCCAAGCAGCAGGAGAGGCCAGGCAAAGGACAAGUGGCCGGCGAACGGACGGCCUGGUAUCGAACCCAGGACCUCUAGUGUGCAUCCAUACACUACUCGCCCUCAAUUUGGGGUGUUAGCCUCCAAAUUGAUGUACCGUGGCUUGUCCACCAUGAAGAAAUUCAACACUGCUAGCGCUAUAGACUUAUGUCAUGAAUUCAACUGAGGUAAACCAGGUGACUGGACAAAUGACAUAAAAUGGACAAGCCUGGUAUCGAACCCAGGACCUCUAGUGUGCAUCCAUACACUACU
This is a messenger RNA of Cantharellus anzutake, 878 nucleotides long. RefSeq lists its product as uncharacterized. Bases 1 to 792 code for a protein of 263 amino acids. The record is from RefSeq and is a predicted model, not a curated record. The transcript has 4 exons. Lineage: Eukaryota; Fungi; Basidiomycota; Agaricomycetes; Cantharellales; Hydnaceae.